Aplysia californica (California sea hare) is the source of this 2646-nucleotide messenger RNA. Its product is annotated as exocyst complex component 3. Gene Ontology annotation, cellular component: exocyst. Gene Ontology annotation, molecular function: SNARE binding. The record is from RefSeq and is a predicted model, not a curated record. NCBI's taxonomy places the organism in Eukaryota, Metazoa, Mollusca, Gastropoda, Aplysiida, Aplysiidae. Gene Ontology annotation, biological process: exocytosis; exocyst localization.
CGCCCACCCGGUACUUCCUGUUUCACCUUCCCCACAGUUUGUAUACAUUACAGUCAGUAUUGUAGAAGUCUACGAAAAGCGGCCGAAGUUCUGAAUUACACGAAUAAAAAAGCAAUUGUUCAGCACUCAUAGCACAACAUGAGUGGCAGUAUGGAAGACGAAGAAGACCCUGAGCACUCACAGGGCCCUGCACCUGCUCCCUUGGAUCUGGGAAGACUGGAGGUGGAGGCAAAGCAAGCUGCUGCGAAGCAUGUCGCCAGUUUACUGCAGAGACCAGAUCAACUGGAUAAAGUUGAUCAGUAUAAGAGAAGAGUUGCAAGGAAAAAGGCCUCAGUGGAAGCUAUGCUGAAAACUGCUGUUCAGUCCCAACUGGAUGGGGUUCGGACUGGUUUGAACCAGUUGCAGAGUGCUCUACAAGAUGUUUACCAGAUAAAACAGAGCUUGGACGAGAUUGAGGAGAACUACCGUAUCAUUGAGCCUUUACAUCAGACUCUGAAGAAACUGAAGGCGGAAAACAGCAGAUUCUGUCAGUUAUCUGCAGCUCAGGAAAAUCUGAAGCACAUCUUUACUGUCCCUGAGAGUGUGAAGAAGACGAAAGAGCUCAUCAUGGAGGGAAAGCUCUUACAGGCUCAUAAACACCUGACUGACCUUGAGAUGUCGCGAGAUGACCUUCUGCUGGCAAUGCACAAACAGCCCAACCAGAGCCCAACAGACAAAAACACGGUCAACACGUACUUCUCGGAGGUCCAGGACUUGUCCAAGGAGCUGGGCAAACAGCUGUGGGUCAUCAUUCAGCGCACGCUCAUGUCUGUGAGACGCGAGCCCACACUCAUCUGCACCGCGCUGAGAAUUGUGGAGCGAGAGGAAAGAAUGGAUGUAGCCUGGACACGUAAGUGCGAUCAGACAGGAUUCAUGCCACCAGGACGACCCAAACAGUGGCGGGCGAAAUGUUUUGAGGUCCUGGAGACUUCCAUCUCUGCCAGGAUUGAGGGUAGCCAGCUGGAGACGCGAGACCAGAACAAGAUGUGGCUGGUCAGACACUUGGAGAUCACACGCCAGAUCAUGAUAGAUGACCUCAAGGUGGUCAAGACGUUGCUGCCUCCAGUGUUCCCACCAGAGUACAACAUCGUCAAAAGAUACACCAAGAUGUACCACAAGUCUCUCUCUCUACAUCUGGAGGACAUGAUACAUCAGGAACUGGAGGGCAACGAGAUUGUUUCUCUGUUGCAGUGGGUGGGAGCAUACGACUCACCAGAAUUGAUGCGCCAUCCAGAGUUGAACAUCGAUGUGAAGGAACUAGGACCUCUCCUAGAGCACAACUUUAUUGUACAUCUCCGCAACCUAUAUCUUAAAAACAUGAAGCAGAACAUCACAGAAUGGAGCAGAAACACGCUCAAGUCAGACAUGAAGGACUGGGUCAAGGACGAGGUGCCAGACCAGGAUGGGGAUGGUUACUACAACACCCAGCUGCCGGUCAUCAUCUUCCAGAUGAUGGAACAAAACCUGCAAGUUGCAAACAUUAUCGGCCAGGAGUUGGUGAAGAAAGUUUUGGAGUUGUUUGCUGAAGAACUCAAUCGAUUUUCCAAUGAGUACAGCACGGAGCUCAAGCUUUAUGAAGAGAAACAUCUAGCAGACAGGAAGGAACCCAAGUAUUUCCUGCAUUAUUUGAUUGCCAACACUAACAACUGUGUGGCAUUUGGAGAGUACAUGAAGGAGCUCCGCAAACGUUACAUUAAGAACGAGUAUGCCGAGGAGGGAGACCACGACGAGACGGAGCAGAUCCGACGCGACCCCUUCCAACAGCUGACCGACCGCUUCCUGGUGCUGGCCAAAGAAUGCUGUGAUAUGAUACUGGAGGAACCUUUCCUUGACCUGAGAGCCAGUAACUGCCUCAAUGAACUGAUGACCCGACCCUGGAUGUCCAGCCAUAAUGGAGUGGAGACCAUUGUUGCCACUUGGGCCGACUACCAUCGGGACUUCAUCCACCUGAGGCCCGUCAUGUUUGAGACGCUGUUGUCUCGGGGUCAGCGACGUAUCGUUAAGGAGUACGUCAAAGCUCUUCUUUCAAGGAAGUUAUCAUUCAAGAACUAUGAGGAACGGAGAAGCUCAGCUGAAAAGAUUUGCUCUGAGGCGGAGAUGAUCAAAGGACAGUUUGUGGAGAUGUGUCCAAAACUGCUUGCCAUGGACACUCUGGGAGAAGAUGAGCCCUCAAGAUCUGCACCUCGUGGGAUUUUCUCGGAAAUUGGCUAACAUUCAGAUAGAUAUAUGUUAUCCCUUAAAUCAGCACUCUAUUUAUUAGGACUAAUGCCGAGCAGUGGAGACGUAUUCCCGAGGUGUUAUAUUCCACAUUUUCCUGUAAAGCAACUCGAGAUUGAUUUUCAAAUGAGACUGAACUAAGAUUCUCACAAUUGAUUAUAUUGCUAUUAUUAUUAUUAUCAUUAUUAUUAUUAUUAUAGUUAUCAUUAUUGUUUUUAUUUUUCUUAAUAUUUUUGCUAUGUGAUAAAUAAACGUGUUUUGUUACAAUGUAUUUUGUCUGUGGUUAGGUUUUUGCUUUGAGAGCAUAUCAACUACUCAGUGUAGGACUGUCAUAAGUUACUUUUUAAAACAAUAUGUGGUGUUUUUGAACAUCACUGUGUUUCAAUUUGA